AUGAAUGCAAUCAAUCCCCAAGACCUACCCGACCGCGUGCUCGGUGCCAUCAUCAGCGGUUUCGGUCUCUCUUAUUUCAUUGUUUUUCUCCUGCAGUUUCUUCUAUUCCACUUCCCCUCGUCCCAAGAGGCCAUUCCAGAAGCUCUCGCGGUGAUUGCGUUUGGUGUGGGUGUCAUGCUUUGGUACCUAGGUGUCUUCUUUCAUCAGCUUUUCCGCACAUUCCACGAAAGAUCCACUGAACAACAGCUUAGACUGCAAGCUGGAGUUCUGUUCUUGAUUUGGACAGCGGCAAUUCCGACCAUUGUCUUCCUUUUCCCAGCUCAGCCGUGGCUACAGCUUGGAUACACAUCGGCUUUGGCUGUCAUCGCGAUUGGCAGCCUACCUCAGAAGGUCCUAUGUGAUGUGAACAACCAAAAGUCUCCAGACACAUCUUGCAUUCAUCUGGCAUCGGUGAUCAUGUUGUCUUUGACACCGACGAUUCAUGCCCUGGCUGAGCCAGUAACCGGCGCUUCGCCAUUGGCGAUUGCUUUUGGUCGGAUGGUCAUCAUCGGUGCACUGUCUUUUGCGUUUCACUUUCUUCAGCCACUGGAACGCAUCGGCCUUGCUAGGAUCUGGCAACUCAGCUUCCACGGGAUGCACAUGAUGUUGACGUACAGCCUCGUGGCGUAUUCCAAGGCAGUGAUGCAGGCCGCAGUUGCUCGCAUGUCGUGA
Molecule: messenger RNA, 711 nt
Organism: Penicillium odoratum
Lineage: Eukaryota; Fungi; Ascomycota; Eurotiomycetes; Eurotiales; Aspergillaceae
Exons: 1
Coding region: 1-711 (236 amino acids)
Source: RefSeq, a predicted model, not a curated record